Messenger RNA from Trichogramma pretiosum, 849 nucleotides. Its product is annotated as tankyrase-like. Gene Ontology annotation, molecular function: protein binding. The record is from RefSeq and is a predicted model, not a curated record. Bases 1 to 849 code for a protein of 282 amino acids. The transcript has a single exon. Gene Ontology annotation, cellular component: cytoplasm; nucleus. Lineage: Eukaryota; Metazoa; Arthropoda; Insecta; Hymenoptera; Trichogrammatidae.
AUGUGCCAUAGAAAGUUAAACAGUUUGAAGAGCAUGCGAGAAAAGGUCAAUUGGGAGAUUGAAGAUGAGCGACGUGAAUUUCUCAGGCAACUUUACCCUGUAAUCGACGGUUGGAAUGAUCUACUUCCAGAUCUCCGAGACAUUUUUAGUGGUGAAGAAAUUGAAUGGCUUCUUUCAGAAGAUAUGAAUAACUCGAAAGAAUCCGACCCCUAUGAUGAGAAAACUCCGUUUAUUGACUUUGUGAUCGACACCGGUUACAAGGACGAACUUGAAGUAGAUAACAAUCGCAAGCCAUCAUCGCGUCGCACAACACCAGUGCAUCAUGCGGCUAAGCACAAAUAUUACCUCACCACCCGAUUCGAUGUGAACUAUACCGACGAACUUGGAUUAUCGCAUUUUCACGUGGCCUGCAUGUACAACAUGAACGACGUGAUCGAGAAAUUCCUCGACUUUGGACUGGAUCCCAACUGCAUUCCUAAAGAAUCAAUCGAGAGCUCAGUUUAUCCACCGUUGCAUUUGGCUCUGGGUAUGGGUGACAGCUGGAUGACCGAACUGUUGCUGAAACAUGGUGCCGAUCCAAACUUACCCAACAAGGAUGGAUUGACCCCUCUGCACAUUAUUUGUCGGCAAGAGUAUAGUCGUGAUUUGGCAGAGAUAUUUUUUGCGAUAAAUGACGACAUCCAGCAGAUGUUGCAAGUCGAUGCUCCAGACAAGUUGGGUCGGACACCCCUUCAAUGGGCUGUGGCGAAUAUUAAGUCACAUACGGUCGAUGUACUUCUUGAUCGUGAUGCUGAUCUAGGUAGCUUCGUUUUUCCCACGGAGAGUCAUUUCGACGAGUACUUUAAAUAG